AUGACAUCCAGAUAUUCAGCUGCUGGCAGCUCACAUCAAAGAGAUUUAAGAACUCAAUUAUUUAAUAAUCCAAUAGGUAUAAGAACACCACUGAGAACACCACUGAGAACUUCAUCACCUUACGAAAAUCAACAACAGUCUAGAUAUGAUGAGAGUUUAUUAAAUACAUUAGAAUCUCAAAAUGAUGAUGAAAUGUCAUCAAUGGGUCAAAAAGUGACUAUGCUAAAGAAUUUAGGUGAGAAGAUGGGUAUUGAAAUUAAUAAAUCAAAUAAAUUAAAUGAUAAUAUAACUAAUUCGUUUGAAUCAGGGAAGGUUACAUUAAAAAAUACGUAUAAUAAAAUGAUUGUUAUGAGUCAACGAGCUGGUAUAAGUUUUAAAAUGUGGUUAGUUGUUUUUGGAAUUGUAUUUAUAUGGUUUUUUUAUAUUUGGAUGUUUUAA
This is a messenger RNA of Insectozyma verbasci, 438 nucleotides long. Lineage: Eukaryota; Fungi; Ascomycota; Pichiomycetes; Serinales; Debaryomycetaceae. The record is from the annotation of a GenBank genome assembly.